Porites lobata is the source of this 11770-nucleotide messenger RNA. NCBI's taxonomy places the organism in Eukaryota, Metazoa, Cnidaria, Anthozoa, Scleractinia, Poritidae. The record is from the annotation of a GenBank genome assembly.
UAUGAAUUACUGUGGGCUGGAGCAUAUAGAAAGUGGAGUAUUUCAGUCAAUGAAAAAUUUGUCAGAUCUGUAAGUAUGCAUGUUAAGAAAAGUACAGCUCCAUCACAUAAUGUACCAUGGUGGUACAUUUUUUUUUUAGCUUAGAAAAAUAAUCUUGCAACAUCUUAACGAGGUUAAUGUAUUCCAACUAGAGGCAAAGGUAUUCUUCACUCUUGGGUUCAUUGUGUUAAAUUUCUUUAAUAAAGUUAUGAGCGCCCUUCCAGUUACCAAAGACGAUUAUGCCCAGGGUUUUGUUUGUUUGUUUGUUUGUUUGUUUAAUUCUCGCAGUACUAUUGAAUAACUAUCUAGUAAUUGUUUUGAAGCGAUUAAUCAGAAAAAGGUGUUAUUAUUUAUCAUUAUUAUUACUAUUACCAUUAUGAUUGUCAUUAUCACAAUAUUAUCAUUAUUUUUACCAUACCGUUGACCCACUUUUUUUUAAAUCUAAGCAACGUAAAAUCCCUCUGAACUAAAAUCUUAACAGAGCAAAUAAUGAAUGCGUUUAAGGAAACGGGGGAUAACAUAUGACAAUUAUUCACCGAAGUGGAGGUGGCUAGUGGUGGCUAUUCACCAACACCGCGUUAGCGGCGAGGUAUAUACCACCACUAGCCACCGACACUGAAGUGAGAUAAUUGAGCACCAAAAAGAUGAUUUUUAACUCAUUUACUGUUGCCUGCAACGAUUACAAUUUUGGCGCGCAAUGACCGAACAGCCGCGGUCGUCGCUUCUUCUUGCCGACAAAUAAAGCUUUUGAAGGCAUUUGUUUAGCUCUUGCGGGGAAAUUUCCUCAAAAGGAGUUGUGAAUUCUUUUUGUAUUUAAAAUCAUUCUGUAAAAAAGAUUAUUAAAUUUAGUUUUAAGUUUAUUGAUUAACAAGUCAACUAAAUAAAGUAACGCAAGACUUAAGUAGUAGUUUGCAUUUGAAAAAAAAAACUUUUUCGCCGGUUUUAUCGAUAAAUUCAAGUCAAAAACACAAAGCUUUACCUGUUAAAACUUCCACCCCGAACUUCGUCACCUUCUUCGUGUAUUUCGGGAACAGCUUGCUUGAUUAUUUGUGAAAUUUCUUUGUUUGUUACGGCAGCAAACCGGGGAGGCAUUUUGCUCCCAACUUAUGGGAGUUUGGCUUCGCUCGCUCGGAAGAACUGGAGAUGAAUCAGUGAAUGGUGCAGGAUAUUCACUGAUUGAGUAGCCAAUCAGAGCGCGCGAAAAACACUAUCCACUGUUUUAGUAUAUACUAAAUAGAUUUAGCCAGGGCUAAAAGCGAAGCUCCCAUUACUAAAUUUGUAAUUUAAGGUGUUUCGAUAUAGUUUUUCAGAGGCCAUACCGGUAUUUUUCAAUCGCUUUAAAAGUAAUUUUCUCCUUGUCUGAUCGCUAUAAAAUUUUUAUCAAUGAUUGACUUUAGAUUGAAAUUUGUCAAAAUGUAGGUUUUAGUAAAAUCGAUAUUACUAUGACAACAAUAGACAAAAAACUUUGAAAUUCAUAAACGCCUAGUUUUGCGCAAUCUAGACCUGCUACUGAAAAUCCAACACUAGGAACUUAAAGUUUGGUGUUUAGCUAACAAUCUCCGUAAAAGGUAAAAAAUUAUGUAUGUUUGAAUUCGACUAAAACGAAAAUAUAUUUCAAACCUUAAAUUUUCAAUAGCAGUGGUAGAUUAUUUUUAAAACACGUUAUAAAUGACCGAAAUUAUUCUUAUGUAGCGUCAGAAUGCUGCUUAAUAUCAUAUUUCGAUGCUAGCACAUUUUGGUGCAUUUCGUUCUUGUGAUCCUAAAAACUAACCCGUUUUCUCACCACCUGUCCAAGUGCAACUUCAUUCAAAAUUUGGACUUUUAGCGCUUCUUUUGUAUGUCUAUGAAACGACUCGAACGAAUUUUUUUAAAAUCUCUUCACAUAAACUUCAUAAUAUAUAUAAUUUUGUCUGAAACUUUCACCAAGAUUGAUUCACUGCCACACCUUGAAAUUUCAAGACAAACCUAUCCUACGAACCGGUCAAAAAUAGGCGCUACCGCAUUCACAGUUUUGACCUUAUGCUAAUUUUUCCAAAUUAAUGCGGGCAAUACAUAUAUCCAUGACUAGUACAUUUCAGUGUGAGUAUUGUCAAUGUUUUACAUUCAAAAGAUGCGAUAAAUUCAAACUAAAAUGUACUAGUCAUGGAGGUAUGUAUAGUGCGCAUUAUUUUGGAAAAAUUAGCAUAACGUCAAAACAGUGAAUGUUGUAACGCAGAUUUUUGACCGGUUCGUAGGAUAGGUUUGUCCUGAAAUUUCAAGGUGUUGCAGUGAAUCAACUUUAAUGAAAGUUUCAGACAUUUUUAUAUACAUUAUGAAGAUUACGUGAAGAGAUUUUAAAAAAAUUCGUUCGAGUCGUUUCAGAGAUAUACAAGAAAACGCUAAAAGUCCAAAUUCUGAAUGAAGUUGCACUUAUACAGCUGGUGAGAAAACGGGUUAGUUUUCAAGAUCGCGAGAACGAAAGUACACCAAAAUUUCCUAGCAUCGAAAUAUGAUAUUAAGCAGCAUUCUGACGCUACUUAAGAAUAAUUUGAGUCAUUUAUAACGUUUUUUCAAAAUAAUCUAUCACGGCUAUUGAAAAUUUAAGGUUUGAAAUAUAUUUUUGGUUUUAGUCGAAUUCAAACAUACAGAAUUAUUUACCUUUUAAGGAGAUUGUUAGCUUAACACCAAGCUUUAAGUUCCUAGUGUUGGAUUUUCAGUAGCAGGUCUAGAUCACAUAAAAUUCGGCUUUUAUCAAUUUCAAAGUUUUUUUUUUAUUGUUGCCAUAGUAAUAUCGUUUUUACUUUAAACUACAUUUUCACAAAUUUCAAUCCAUAGCCAAUUACUGGUGAAAAUUUUAUAGCGAUCGGACAAGGAAAAAACUCUUUUUAAGGCGAUUGAAAAAUAUCGGUAUGGCCUCUGGAAAACUGUAUCGAAACACCUUAAAUAAAGUAAUAAACUUGUAUUCCACAAUCCACAAAUCAGUCAACUUUAGAGCACAUUCAUGUGACUUUUGAGGGAAAGCCUAAGUGAUUUUAGAGAAAAAUAAUUUGCAAACAGUCCAAGAGUGAACAAAAUCUUACAUCGAGUUGAUAGCCUUAUAUGUACGCCCCCCAAAAAAAAAAAAAAAAACAGGAAUCAUCUUCGAUCACACUUAAGAGUCAUAAAUUGGCUCUUGAUGGCAGUAGAUUAGGCCUGGAAAACAAAUUCUUGGAAAACAAAUGAAGCCGAAUUUUUUUGCGUUCUUUAAAAAAUCUUCCUAACAAUCUGGGGGCGUGUAAACCAACCCUUUACACUUUUUAUGCAUUACCUGAGGUGAAACAGUACUAUGAGCCGCUUUUUUAUCAUACAGACCUUGGACAGAAUACAAUAUUUCACAAUUUUGAAAUACGAAUUGCACUCAUUCAAUAUUCAGGACGAUCGAAGCACACGUGGGCUUUUAGCAAAACCGCUAAAAAAAUUUCAAAAUCACCUAUACUGCCAGCCGGUUGCGAGCUGUGGAGUGUUUGAAUGAAAAUUAAUAGAGUUACGCUUCAACACGUUUAUUUUCUAUUUAGUGGUUUUAUAACGAUGUGUAAUCUUCAAAAGCGUUUGAUACGCGCGGCAUUUUGAGUACUCCUGCAAGCGAUGUUCAUGAACGACUGAAAACAAACGGCACAGCGAUUAAAAUUGCAAGAGAGACUUCUGACAGAGACGGAGACAACAAUUUUCGUUCACAAAGACGAGUAUCAAAGUGUCUCUAAAAUUCCUGAGUCUUCAAGCUUAAAGUUUAAGUUUAUCUUUUAAACCGGCGUCCCGGUAUUUGCUUUUUUCAAAAGAUGAACUCGAAGGAAGAAAAUCGCUCAAAGCUUUCUUUUACAGCCAGAAUUGCGGUGAGAAAAUGCCUAAGGCCGAGCUUCUUAAAGUUCUGUAAGCUUACAUCAAAACUGAUACCCGGUCAGAUCAUUGUCUCAAAUCGUACAAACGUGCAUAAGCUAAAUAGCCGCAUAAACUACGCUCGACUUCAUUAAAUUAGAUAUAAAAACAAACAUCAAAUACAAUAAUUACUCACACUUACCAUUCAAGAUGCAGCUCCUGGAAGCUAUCACAUAAGGCCAGUAUCGCCUCAGACUUUUACUCUCUUACGCUUCAAGCAAGGUGAAAAACGAAAACGAUGCCAUCCGAAAUCGGAUUUCUGACGUUGACAAGGCGACGUAUUUCUCAACCAAAACCCCAAAAAACAAACUAGCCACGAAUAACAGAAGACUUCUUGAUACCAGCUGAAUUUCAUUUCUUGUAAAACAUCACAAGUUAACACAAAACUCUGUCGGUUUCAGCUGUCAAAGUAAACAAGUUUCAAGAUGCUGCAUAAAUUUUCCGCAUGAACUCACCUGUCAAAUUUUGACCAAUCAGAGUAUAAAAAUUGGACGUAGAGCGUGACCAACGCGUGACCAUGGUGAGAAAAGUCAAAAGCCACUGUACUUCCCUGCCUGUAAUAGCUGGCUAAAUUUUCGCGUCCGAGGUCGGUUUGAAAUCAAAAUUUGUCAUUGUGCGGCACAUAAACACAACAUAUUUCAUAUCGAUUAAAAAAAUUAAAGUUGAGCCUGCGAUCAUUUGAAAACUUUUAACUUGUCAGCGGAUAACUUCAACAAAAUACCCGACCUCGAUGGGUCGACACCUGAACCCACGAUACGGUCAGGUGGUACUGGUCAGCGGAUACCCUGUUUUGACAGCUGUCAAUUGAUCACUACAUUGAUGUGCAAUAUCAGUUUUCCUGUGCUCGCAAAUUAGCUAGAAAGUGUGAGAUUGAACAGUGGUUUCCCUGUGGUGUGGACGGACGGGCGGGCGGUGUACGGUUACGUGAAUACCAAAUUUUCUGGGAUGGGUAGAUUUACUUAGCUAUGGGGCUGCGCUCGCGCGCGCCUUGCGCGCGUGGCGCUCCGAUAUAAAUGAAGGGAGACGAAACGCCCAUGCAAGUUGCUGAGUGGUAAAGACUGAAUCGAGCGCGCUCUGCUUGCAUCAAGUUGCAGCAGGAGCCUAUAACAUGGGCUCCUGGUUGCAGGAACAUGACAGCGAGUGAAGUCUCAUGGUUGGAUGAGAAUAAAGCAAUUGCUCAGUGAAAUCCGUAAGUGGUCACGGCAAAUAAUUUUUAGAAAUAAAACAGCAAUUUAUUUUCUAAAAAACCAUCGAACCCACUUGCUGCCAUGUUUUCAACUUUGAACAUCCUCGACCCAUUACUACUCCGUGUGGUAUUGAAGUCGCAUCAUCGUUUCUUUUUAGCUGCCUGAUCGUAAUUAUUCGUUUCCUUAAAUUUCUUUUUUCAGUAAUCUUAAAUGGAAUGCGUUGACUAACAUACAGGCAUUAAAGGGGCUUGAACAACUAACCGUUUUGUGAGUAAUGAACUGAUGCUUUCUCGCUAUAUAGACUGCUCUUUAUAAUUAUAUUCCAUACUCUGUCGUUACUUAUUGUUUAGUUCUGUAUUUAACCAUUUAUUUUUUAGUAUGAGGUGGCUAUUCAAGCUAGACUUUCGGUAGCGUUAGGUUUUCGCAAAUGAUUAGCAUUAUUAGUUCGUUUGAAAUAGUGUUAUGCGUUUGAAAGCUCUUACUGCUUUGGACACUGUACACAAAUGAUUAAUUGAUUUUAGCCUAAUGAUUAUGUAUCAGCUUCUUAAUUCUCCUACUGACGUACAUUUGUGUACAUGCCUUAUAUAGUGUGAAAUAAAGAAAGGAAGAAAGAAAGAAAUAUCUAAUUUGGAUUGACAUAGCUUUUUUUUUUUUCUAACCAUGAAAAUCACUGUCUUAUGCGUGUUUCUUUUUUCUGUUUUUGUUUUGGAACUAAAGGCGUUUACGAGGGAACAGAAUUUCGACGAUCGCUGAUAGAACAUUCGAAGGAUUAAAAUAUCUUUCCACACUGUAAGUGAUUCUAAAAAGGUUCACUUUGAGGCACAAAAUAAAUUGUACACUACAACAGAUCGUAUUGCUUUGAUAACAAUAACAAAAGCAGAGUUCGUAUAGGUAAUAGCAUUAUUUGUAGUGAUAUUUGGCAUAAAUACUACUAGUGAUAUUUCAAAAUUGUUAUACGUAAUUUCACGAGCCGUUAGGCGAAAUUUGAGACAAUUUUGAAAUAUAACAAGUGGUAUUUAUGCCAAAUAUCACGUACAAAUCAUGCUAUUAUUUGUUUAUACUACUACCCGUAAAUGGUUUGUAAUUUUCACAUAUGCAUGUAGGUAUUUCAAAUUAAGCUGAAAUACCACUGCUCUAAGCCAGUCAAAUUGCAGAAAUUCCUCAUGUAGUAGUAUAAUAAAUAGAACUUGUUUACGUAAUGAAAGGUUCUGCUGUUAUUUUCAUCUUAGAAAAUCCAUUACAAAGACAUACGACUUUAUAAUAAGGCAAGAGAGGAUAAAGGGGACAGAGAAGGCAUCCUCCGUACACACCCUAUUCCAUAGGUAAUUCGUCUCGAGUUAUUUUUAAGACCACAGAUCCCAAGGGGGAUUUGACAACAGCCAAUCACGUAGCGCGAAUGUGUUCCUCGUGGAUGACCCACGCUCUGAGCCACGCGUCCUUCACGAAUUGAGACAGAAAAAAAUGGCGGAAGACGCGGAGAGCGAUAUUGCUAUUCGUUUUGUCGACGAAAACGACUGAAGAGAGAUUUCUGCUAAAGCUGUGUCAGCAAAACGGAAGUUAAAAAAGAAUCCUUCUUCCUCUCUUACUAACAGUACAGCAGGGAAAUCCUUAACACACUGAAUAUUCUCUCAGGAUCAUUUAUAAUUUACAGUUUGAAGAGAGCAAUUUCUGGUUUGAUAUAUAUCCUUAAUUAGUCUUUUAUUAUUCAACAGAAAUAACACUUGGCGUCCUAUAAUAAUAAUAAUAAUGAUAAUAAUAAUAAUAAUUUAAUAACUUCUAGAGCGCUAUUUACAUUCACUGAUCAACAGCGCUUAACAACUCAAAAAAACUACGAUAAAAUUCAAAUUUGUAAAACUAAUUACAUGUACAUGAAUAUUACUUGCUGCUUACUUUAUUGUACAAAAGAUCGGUUUCAAUAGACCGGCGAAAUUUCUCAUUUUGUUUAAGCACUGAGGUUACGAUAACUUCGGGUUAAACUGAUUUCACGGGUUGUCAAAGAGUCGAGUGAUUCCCUUUUCCCAGGUGAGCGCCGACUCAUUUCGCUUCAAUAUUCAGAAAUACUCUCGAUCUCUUUACGCUUUCAUUGCCUUUCGCCCGACAUAACUCGAGACGAAUUGCCUAUGGAAUAGGGUAUGUAUGGGGGAUGCCUUCUCUGUCCCCUUUAUCCUCUCUUGAAUAAGGCUAAGGCUGAUGCUUAAUGCUAUUGGUUUUGAAAAAUUAUUUUUCUGAUGUCUAUUGUUAUUCUCACAUCUAAAAUCUAACAUUUGACGGCACAAAUGGUACACUCAAAAGACUGCCAUUUCCAAUAAGCAGGACAGAUAUUCCCAUCGAAGUGUCAUGCUAGCGGCUUGCGGACUUUUUGCGAAGACUAACAAACUCUUAAACACAGAGUUAGAUCUUUGCCAGUCGAGCAGCACAUCUGUCGGUUAUUGUUUAAUUUAUUCAACAGGGACUUAGGCCAAAACCUUCUGAGAUCCGUGCCAGAUUUGACAGGUCUGGUCGAUGUCGGGGUCAUGUAAGGAACUAUUACUUUUUUAAGUUAAUUUUCUUACUUAGUGCAAAGGCCUCCUAAGAUGGUGAUGAAGAUUGCGCAGAAGAAGAGUAUGUUCAAUCUUACACAAGACAUUAGAGAUCUUAUGCCGAUUCCUUAGCGGCUUUCGGCUGCUAAGACAAUUCUGCUUCAAUAACUCCUUACUAGAGGAGCGGUCAGGAAAAAUCGCGCAAAAUCCUAAUUUCGGGGCAAGCGCUGAAAAAUCUAGCCUGAAAUUCAUCCGAUUGCUUCGAGUCGUUUUCUCCUCUCAACAACGUCUGAAUCGACCGACCGUUAAUGCCGUCCAGUGACGUCAGUCACUACCCGAAAACCGGGUAGUGAUUUUGAUUGGUUGAUUGUCUAAACAUUCGCAUAAUUACGUAUAAUUAUGAAAAAUUUUAGCGGGAUUGUCUUUUGAUACUCAGCGGAUCGCAUCCCAGGCAUUCUUUCGUGUAGAAUCAAACUCGGUCGCAAUCACGCGAUGAAAUAAACACACACAAGAAACUCUUAGUUCAAAAACACAAUGAUUUGCUUUAAUUGAAAAGAAGCUGUUUGGUCCUUAACGAAGAAAACAAAACAAGGAAACAAGAAAGAAAAGCUAAAAGAAUCAUUACGCUUGACGGUGAAAAUAGCAAGAAGGUCGAAUUAUAACAUUGAUCUCAGAAAAAAGGUAAAUUUAAAAAUUGUAAGACUGACGCGGUUAUUAUAAGAAUCUUAACCGACGUUUCGGCAAUGCUGCCUUCUUCAGGGUAUACAAGAAUAAACAACGUUAGAAGUUCGUUAAAUUUAGCUCACGUAAUUGAUGGCAUAAUCGCGCGCGUGCCAAAUGAAAUAGCGCGCUACGGCGCGCGAGUGACCAAAAGAAAAAAAAAGGGGGGGUGAUUCACGUAAAACUAAAGUCUUGGUUAAGGCCUCUAGGGCCUGCAGUCCCAUAUUUGAAUAUCAACCUCAUCUCCUGCUUCUUACGAUAUUCCUGGUUGGCUAGGCCUGCCCUUCAUGUCCUCCAGUGUAUGACUUGGUUGGUUGAAGUGGGCAGGUACAGGAAGGUCAUUCCUCCCGUUGAUGAUAUCUCUGCGGUGUUCUCGAAAACGGUCUGCCAACCUGCGUCCAGUCUCCCCAAUGUACACUAUCGAUGGACACUUGGUGCACGACAAGCAAUAAACCACGUGUUCAGUGAUGUAGGAAAAAUGUCCCGUGAUGUAAACAUGCCCUUUGGGUGUUGCAAUUGUGGAUGAUGAAUUAACAUGGGGACAUGUGCGGCAAACGGUCCUGUUACAAGGGAAAGUACCAGGUAACUGGUGUGGAAGGUUUUGAAGUAGGCUGUUUCUGACUAGCAGAUCGUUCAGAUUCUUGCCACGCCUGAAAGCCUUCAAUGUUGGUUUAUUAAAGAUCCUGCUUGUCCUGCUAUCCUCGCGAAGGAUCCGGAAAUUCCUUGAGAUUAUUUUCUCGACAACAAGGUGACUGGGGUGGAAGGUAGUGACAAAAGGUACUCUAUCCUUAGCGAUGUUGUUAGCAGCGUCAUUCUUCAAAAUUUCAGCCCUUGAUUUGGUCGAUGCUCGCUCCCUUCCCCUUCUAAUGAGAUCAGUCGGAUAUCCGCGUGCUGCAAAAAAGGUCUCCAUUUUUGCUGCCUCAAUGUCGAAGUCAGCGAUCUUACGCAGUCUGAGAAACUGACUUUAAGGUAUGGAUGACUUGCAACUGUAAAGAUGGGAUGAACUGAAGUUGAGGUAAGAGUGGCUAUCCGUGGCUCUGUAAUGUAUAGAAGUGGCUAUGCGAUUAGCUUGAGGCUUCAUGCAGAUAUCCAGGAAAGGAAGUCUGUCCGUUGAGACCGACCAUGUAUAUUCAAGGCUAGGGUGAAACGAGGAAGCAAACUCGAGGAACUGACGGAGGUCCUCUUCACUACAUGAAGCAGCGCCGGCCACAUCAUCCAUGUACCGCUUGUAUAAGUCUGGUUUUACACCGGUAUAACUGGAAAGCAUGCGUUCCUCCACAUGGCCAACAAAAAGACAGGCAUAAUUUUCGGCCCUACUCGACUACCCAUGGCCACUCCACCUGUUUGUUUGUAAUAUUCACCAUUUAAUUCAAAAGUGUUAAGUGUCAGUAUUAGUUCAGCCAUGCGUAGGAGAGUAUCCGUAGGUGGUUCAAGGAUCUCUCUCUUGUCAAAAUAGUAUUGCAGUGCGCGGAGACCUCCUUCAUUUGGUAUAACCGUAUACAGUCUUGUAUACCCUAAAGAAGGCAGCAUUGCCGAAACGUCGGUUAAGAUUCUUAUAAUAACAGCGUCAGUUUUACAAUUUUUAAAUUAACAUUAAGUACUACGCUGCGCAGGUUUUUCAAUCUUGAUCUCAGAAAACUUCGCGUAAACAAAAUCACCGGCCGCCGAAACCACAAAGCGGCUCUAAAUGGAAAACCUACUGACUGUCCGCAAUCAUUCUUCAUUCGCAAUUCAAUUUAGCAUUUCAGUCAUUUCAGUUUCGAAGACAAGGGCAAUUUUGCUGUUUAAGAUAAAAUAUAGAAUUCAGUGCAACCGGUUCAGAGUUGUACUGCAUGCAGUUGAUAGUUUGAAUGUUAAAUAUGAAUUACGAUCGAAAAAAUAAAGCAAUUCUGUAUCAUGCAGACAUUUCCAAACGAUAUUUCUCGGUUUGCCACUUGAAACUCGUGUGUUACUUUUUGCAUGAAUUAAAGCAAAGAUCAAGGAGUAGUGACGUCACUGGACGGCAUUAACGGCCGGUCGAUUCAGACGUUACUGAGGGAGCAAUAACGACUCGAGGUAAUCGGAUGAGAUCCAGGCAAUGAAAAAUCAAUUUCUUUAAUUUUUUUGUCCAUAUACAUGUACCUUUAGGAAGAUAAUAAUUUUGAUGUGAAUUAUUCCCGCAAAGAGCUUUUUAUUCGAGAGAAAAAAAACUAGAAUAUUGGUCUUCGAGGUCGGAGUCUCAGAAUGGCCUAACUUUUCCACUCUUCUCGCGUUCGCAAACAAAGAUGGAAAAACUUGGACACUCUCCAAAACCAAAAACAACAACAACAACCACGUAUUUUCUUUCAUUAGAUAAUACUUUUUUAAGGCAAUAGCUAGACUCUUCGAACCUAGAUAAUUAUUCAGAAAUGAAGGAUAUGUUUCACGAUUAUCAUAACAAAAAUUUAAGUUUCAAGUUCAUUUCGAUUAAACUUCAAAUUCUCGUCAUUAUAGCUUGUCGUUUAACCAAAUGGAAAUUGGCUUAGUUUGUUGAAGAAACUCUGAAAGACGGAGCUAGAGUUUUGGUACUUGACAUUUAUCGAGAAAAAAUGACUUUCACCAAGGCAAUUCACUAAAGGAUGACUGAACAAGAAGAUAUUUCGCUUUAUAACCCUUCAAUUAAUUUUCGCGCUAUUUUUUAAUUUGGCCUUCAUUUGGGGUCAGCUCGUAGCAAAUCGGAGAGCGAAUAUUAGGCAAUACAGCCCGUCUGCGUCGAAUUUUGUCCUACGAAUUUUUGGAGGCAAUAAACCAUUAAAAAGUCUCUUUUCAAUUUUUAUCAUCCAUUUAAAUUCCUAUUUAAAGCAGGAAAAACACAUUUGAGCUAGUCGCAUACGACAGUUCCGGAAAACACAAAGAAUCAAUAAAAUAUGAGAUGAAUCGAAGAUGAGCACAUUCCUGCAUUAACUUGAUUACAGCUGUCCGCUGUCAUAGCUGUCCGCUUUGACAAAAAAUACUUCAAUUCACUUUUUUGGAAAAUAAAAGUGCGAGAAUAAUUCACAUCAGAUUACUUAUCCACUUAAAAUGUAUCUAUGGACAAAAAGUAAAAGAAAUCGAUUUUUCAACUCUUGCCACUGAAUGCUGGAUACUUCCUUACUGUCGCUUUUAAUAUACAAACAUUGUGAGUUAAGACUACCUCUACCUCAGUAGAAGACGUUUCACAUACAAUUUUAGUCUGAUACCUAGUUUCUUCAAGUUUAUCUCAGCGAGGGUGACAAGGGUAACUUGCCAAGAAACUUAACAUUUACAGUGCAAAACAUUUAAAGGUUCCUUUUUCUUUUAAUACUCUUUUUGAAAAUGAAUGUUACCAUUUCGUAUUUCAGACGUUUCGACGAUAACCAGAUAGCGGACAUAACAAAGCUUGGCAAGGCAGGAUAUAUAUUCAUUUGGAAGCUGUAA